Fusarium musae is the source of this 687-nucleotide messenger RNA. RefSeq lists its product as uncharacterized. The transcript has a single exon. Gene Ontology annotation, biological process: glycolytic process. NCBI's taxonomy places the organism in Eukaryota, Fungi, Ascomycota, Sordariomycetes, Hypocreales, Nectriaceae. Bases 1 to 687 code for a protein of 228 amino acids. Gene Ontology annotation, molecular function: intramolecular phosphotransferase activity. The record is from RefSeq and is a predicted model, not a curated record.
AUGGUUUUUAAAUUGAUACUCCUACGCCAUGGCCAGAGCACCUGGAAUGAAAAGAACCUUUUCACAGGCUGGAAAGACGUCGGUAUCACUCAAAGCGGCCGCGUUGAAGCAAUUCAGGCUGGAGCGCUCUUGAAGAGACAUCAUCACCUGCCAGACCUGUGCCAUACCUCGCUACUGCGACGUGCAAUCACAUCAGGCAAUAUUGCCCUCGAUACAGCAGACCGACACUGGAUCCCGGUUACGAAAAGCUGGAGGCUCAAUGAGCGCCACUACGGAGCAUUACAAGGCCUGAAUAAAAGGGCCACGGCAGAGAAAUACGGUGAUGAGCAGGUCAAGAUCUGGCGGCGCUCGUAUAAUAUCCAGCCACCACCAAUGUCCGAUGACGCCUACCAGAAGCAGAACGAGUACACAAGCGUGCAAUGCAUCCAAGCACCAAGAACAGAAUCAUUGAAAGACGUCGUGGCACGCGUGGAACCGUAUUGGAAGGAGUGCAUCAUUCCUGACUUGAGAUCUGGCAAGACUGUGCUUGUUGCGGCUCAUGGUAAUUCACUCCGUGCACUGGCAAAGAUUAUCGAUGGUUUGGGGGAUGAAGAGGUUGUGGAGCUGAAUAUCCCUACAGGGACACCUAUUGUUUAUGAGCUCGAUGACAGUCUACACCCUAUAGUGAAGGGUGGCAAGUGGCUUUAA